AUGGGCGCUAGACAUGUUGCAGCGGCAGCAUACAUUGCCCAAUGGGUCAACUUUGAGGAACAGUGGUGCAAGCACGUUCAGUUCGAACAACAAUACAACAUCGGUACAACCCAGGAACGAGCCAGUCCAGAUAUUGACGUUACGACAGGAAGAGCGGCCCCACUUCAGCCAGUACCAAAGGGUGGAUCAUCAUCAGAACCUGCAACUGCCGAUCAGAUGCAAAAGCAAGAAGAGCAAGAGGAAGCAGCAGCAGAAGACACAGCUGACGAAAGCGACAGCUCAGACCAAUUCUUUAGACGAAGCAGUAUUCGCGCGGUUAAUUUUAAUCCUUCGGCAACAAGCUUAGACAAACCCAAGACCUCCGGAGCUUAUGCGCGCUCCUGGUGCACUGUAAGUAGCCAAGAAGAUCGACUUAAAGUAGGCGACAGCGAAGAUAAUCUCGAUCCAAAGGGCAAAAGACCAAUCCUGCAACGGCUACGGUCAUUCGAACGAGAACCACCGUUCAGCAGCUUACGACCGGGAAAGGAUGCAAGUUCACGCAAAAGCACCAAAUCUCCUAAUAGUAGCAGCGGUAGCGCAGAAAAGUUUGUUUUGACAGUUACGGAUACAGGCGGUGGUGCCGAACACAAGGAGAUUUAUCCAAUUCAUCCUGCUGAAACGAAACCAGGAGACCAUGACCCACAGCAGCAGCACUUGAGUGGAUCUCGGCCACGUCUCUUUCGCCGCGUAUCGGACUUGUCAUCACAGCCAUGGUCAAAAGACAAAUCCAUAUUUCAGCACGUUUGGAGCCGAGGUGCGUCGCCAUCAAAAAGCAUAAAAAUUGCCAAACAAUUUGCCGGACGGGUUGGCGAUACCUCGCUUGUCAAGUCAAUAAAUCGACAUAGCACAUCGCCAGUGUCGGAUGAUCUGUUAGACAGCUUGUCACCACCACGCUCUAUUCCCGUUUCCUCAGCAAGUCCAGAGAGUAUCCAUAGCCAGAUUUAUGCAUGUCCCUUGGAUGCAAGACCACAGAAGCACCGUACAGCCAAACGGCGUAGUUACUCCUUGAACGUACCACCGACACAAUUGCAAUCUUCGAUGGCAAAGGAGUUGAUGUUAGACGACUUUGGUAUAAAACAUUGGGUCGAACCUGGCUUAGAGAGCACCCAACUGAGCGAAAAGAGUCAAGAGGUCAUAAGAUGCGCAUUGAUGACCACUGAAGGGUUUACUGCAGGCUCGGCCCGGGUCAUUUAUAUACGUGGCUGGGACCAGAUUGGCACGGAUCGUCUGGUUGUGCGAGAAGAAUCAUGGGAUAUUGAUGAUUUACUACAAAAUCUUAUGAGAUAUCUGUAG
Molecule: messenger RNA, 1332 nt
Organism: Zychaea mexicana
Lineage: Eukaryota; Fungi; Mucoromycota; Mucoromycetes; Mucorales; Lichtheimiaceae
Exons: 2
Coding region: 1-1332 (443 amino acids)
Source: RefSeq, a predicted model, not a curated record